CUGGCUCUGUGCCGGAGGUAAUGAGAAUACGUGAGAGCGGAUGGGUGCUCGUUCUUACCCCGUACGAAAGCUCGAGACCGAAGUAGUAGAUUCUUUCAACUUCUUGGGUACCAGAAAUUUGUUAACUAAGAGUCCAGCAGUUAGUAUGGCAAGAUCUAUAGCCUAGACUCAAAAUGUUACAGAUACGGAUAUUUUAAAUCUUUUAACAAAGACUGCUUGUUAAAGAACAAAUUUGGUCAGAAAAAUUUUAAUUUGAUUAUCUCGUAGGGGCAAUGGUAGUAUGAGUUUUAUUAACUUUACAUUGAAACAAAGUUAAGCAAAAAAACCUAAGGAAUAUAGGUGAAGUAAUUUUGUGAAGUAGAAUCUUAAAUAAAGUUGGUUAUGUGCAAUGCCGAGAUGCUACAAUGACAGCAAGACAGUGAGUUCAGUGAACAGCAAUCAUAAGCAUAGUACAGACGAUAUUGUAUUAACACAAUCAAAUACUUUCUCGAUUGGAAGUCAGUUGGAAGCAGACGAAGAUCCACCAGUAGUUGAAAAAUCGCACAGACGACUUCGGUGUGACUUAAGUCCUGUUCCAACAAGCACGAAUACUAAUUUAAACAUAAAAUUUCUCGGUUUAAAGGGUGAUAAAAGUAUUCGUCAGGAUCAUCAGGUGAGCACUGGAUCUGGGGGGCACAAAGAAAAAAAUAGGGAGACUAAAAAGAGAGCAGCUAUAGGCAAUACAGUGCGUGGAUUCCUCUCUUCUGGCCACAACAGGCAGGACAGGUAUGAGACAAAUAGGCAACGUUCUUCGGGUGGAACUGGUGGUGGCUUGUCUAGUUUAUGUCCUAAGUUGGUGGCCAGUGGAGGUAGUGGCAGCCAAAGUGGUAUCAGUUUGUCAGUGGGCCACUUAGCCUCUCAGGAAAGUGGAGGCCCUUGCGCAGUUGUCACUACUCAAAGGAUCCACAGCCACGCACAUCAUAGACGCCAAAGAAAACUAUCUAUUGUCGCGCAGGCAGGUCCUAGUGCCAAUGCUACUGGUGAUAGAAAGGUGUUAUCCAAUAUAAGUCGCUCUGCUAGUAUCUCUAAAAAGCAAACUCGAUCGCAGCGACAUGAUCAGAAUGCUGAUUCUUUGUCUGUAACUAGUAACGGUCUUGCAACCAGCUCCCCAUCUUCCAAAAAGAAAGUACUAUCUGCUCUACAUAUUUCCGAAAAGUCAUCUACUCAAAGUAUAAAUUCGUCAUCCUUAGAUCAUGAAAAUGAUCGUAGUUUUAGUGAUGCUGAAGAAGCAAUUGCAGCAACAGAGAAUGUGUUUGCGACACCAGGAUCUAGUUCUACACCUUCUACACCAAUUAAUAAAGUAAAAUCAGAAAAAUUCAGCAAGAAUGAAGAAGCAGAUGUGGAACACAAUACCCUCGCAGAAUGUACUGAUUUAUCAAAAAAUGCUGCAGAUGUACAACACGUGACUUCAAAUGAAUUUGAACAAAAAAAUUCUAUAUCAAUAAGAUCAUCCACAGUACAUAAAUCACAAUCUAUUAAUCAGGAAAGUAUCACAAAUAAUAAGCAAAGACCAUUGUCGAAUUCUAACGUUGGCGCCAAAUCUAGUAGUAACAGCGAUCAAAAAAUUGUGAAACAUAGAAAUACAAAUUCUGCAGAGAAAAUGAUUGAGCAUCAUAGUAGUAAAGAUAUCGAAGCAGUUAAUGUAGAAAAAGAUUUAGAUGAUGCUACGAUAUCAACGGACACAGAAAUGAAUUCCACAGACAGUAAUAAUCAACAAACGAAAAGUAGAAAACCUAUAGGAUACACAGAUAGUGUGCAUGACGUCAGUGCAAAUCAAGAAACCGCAAAUCCUCUGAAGACUGUAACCACCGAUAAGAGGAAGACUGAGAGUAAUGCAGGAUUAAGUGAGGAAGUAAUUAAGAGCUCGAGAUUUGUAACAUCAAAAGUACCGGAAGAUAUAACGGAAGCGGAUGUCAAGACAGCAGUGGAAGUAGACAAAGAAGAGGAGGAAGAAAGAGUGACGAUAUAUGAUGAUGAUGGCACCAGCAUCAGCGAUAUAGUGGCAGCACAGGCGCUUCAUGAAUCUUUAAGUAAAUUAGGCAAAGUUCCGCUAUUAGAUACCGAGAUGGAGGAAGUGCAGAAUACGGAUUUACGAGAAGAGGCGAAAAUGAAAGAGCAUUCUGAAAAGGAUAUAGUUGUGCAGGAAGAAACGGUGGAAGGCUUUAUCGGUCCAUUGCUCGAUGAAAACUUUAAAGCGGAUGAGAAAUUGUCACAGAAAACAAUGGCGAUGGAAGAGGUGCAAAAUUUAUUAAUGAAAGUUAAAGUGCAAGCUGUCGAGGAUGAUGACGAUGAAGAGAAAGCUGUAGGUAUUUCGCCGGACAAUAGAUUCUUGAAAUUCGAAGAGGAAAUUGGCCGUGGCAGUUUUAAGACCGUUUAUCGCGGAUUAGAUACUCAAACAGGUGUGGCUGUAGCUUGGUGCGAAUUGCAGGAGAAAAAGUUGAAUAAAACAGAGAGAUUAAGGUUUAGGGAAGAAGCUGAAAUGCUGAAAGGAUUGCAACAUCCGAAUAUCGUAAGAUUUUACGAUUAUUGGGAAGUUACACUUACUCGUAGGAAAUAUAUUGUACUAGUCACUGAACUUAUGACAUCAGGAACAUUAAAAACGUAUCUGAGGAGAUUUAAGAAGAUCAAUCCUAAAGUUGUGAAAUCUUGGUGUCGGCAAAUUUUGAAAGGCUUGAGCUUCCUUCAUUCUAGAUCACCACCCAUUAUCCACCGUGAUUUAAAAUGUGAUAAUAUUUUUAUCACGGGUACAACCGGAAGCGUAAAAAUUGGUGAUUUAGGUCUUGCAACACUGAAGAAUCGCAGUUUUGCGAAGAGCGUUAUCGGUACGCCGGAAUUCAUGGCACCCGAAAUGUACGAAGAGCAUUAUGACGAGUCAGUUGACGUUUAUGCUUUUGGAAUGUGUAUGCUUGAAAUGGCUACUAGCGAGUAUCCAUAUUCCGAAUGUACAGGACCAGCACAAAUAUAUAAACGUGUCGUAUCGGGUGUUAAGCCACAGAGUUAUGAUAAAGUGGAAAAUCCGGAAGUACGUGAUAUUAUAGAAAUGUGUAUACGUUUGAAGAAAGAAGAGCGACCGCUUGUUAAGGACUUGCUCAAUCAUGAAUUUUUCGCUGAUGACGUUGGAUUAAAAUUGGAAAUGGUGUCACGCGAUUCAGCAGUUGCAGAUACUGAACUAUCACGUGUUGAAUUUAGAUUGCGAGUAUUGGAUCCUAAAAAGCGCAGUAACAAACAUAAAGAAAAUGAGGCGAUACAAUUCGAUUUUGACAUACAAGCGGAUAAUGCUGAGGAAGUAGCGUUAGAAAUGGCAAAGUCUAGUCUUAUACUAGAGGAAGACGCUAAAGCAGUAGCCAAGAUGUUGAAAUCGCAAAUUACCACCUUGUUAAGAGAAAGAGAGGAACGUAAAGCCAAGGAAGAGAAAGAGCGUUUGGAUAGGGAAACUGCCACGGCCACAGAUGUCACAGCCAAUGCCGCGAGUGCCGAAAGCUUAUUACAGCAGCAAUUGUUACUUCAACAAAUGCAGUUGCAACAACAGCAGCAGCAGCAGCAACAACAACAGCAGCAGCAGCAGCAACAACAGCAGCAGCAGCCACAACAAAUCCAGUCCAAUAUCGGAAUACAGAUGCAAAGUCAAGUUCCGAUGCAAUUACAACAGUCUCAAAUGCCCAUUCAACAACAACAACUGCAAUCGAACGCUCAGCAAGCUCAACAGCACAGUUUACAACCUCAGCAGGUUCAGUUGGUUCAACAGCAACCGAUAAUUCAACAGCAAACGUCAGUCGUGCAGCCUCAACAAGCACAGCAGAUACAAUAUCAACAACAAAUGCAGCAGCAGUAUCAGCAAUCGCAACAGCAACAGUAUCCUCAACAUGUUCCGCAAAGUUUGAAUGCAAAUUCUCCGCAGUGUUCCACCCCGCAAAAUGUUCAGGGUCAACCUUCAUUUUCUCAGGUGCCACAGCAAAUACAGCAGCCACAGCAACAAUUACAUCAACCACAGCAAUAUAUACAAUUGAAUCAGAUGGGUGUUCCGCAACAGAUCCCUCAUCAGAUACAGCAACAAAUACAACCUCAAAUGCAAAUGCUGUCGCAGCAGCAGCAUAUGCACCAACAGCUUCAACAACAGCAAUACGCGACGCAACCGCAAGUCCAGCAUGUACAGCAGCUGCAUCAACAUCCCGUUGGUUCGCCGCCUGUUCAAAAUCAGCAAUAUUAUCAGCAGAAUGCUACUGGCUCUUCGGGAUAUGUGUCAACCGGUCCUUUGUAUCAGCAAACCAUGCCGCAACAAAUAUUUCACACAUACACCACGUCCACUAAUCCUUCCGGCCACAUAGAGAUCUUGUCGUCCACGCAAACCGCGACGCAGAUUUACUCACAUGCGAGUUUACCGACUGCUGCAGUGGCUGCAUCGUCACAGUCGCAAUAUAUCCAGCCAGCGGCGCAGGUUCAAGCGCCCAUACCGUCGGGCAUGAGUGUCAAUAGCUCGUCUGCUGUGACUCACAUACAGAAUGUACCGACUUCAACGAUCCCUAAUAUGCAGGGUGCGUCCGCUUUACUUGGCAAUACCAAUCAUCAGCCUCAGUCUCAGCAAAAUAUUCUCGUACAAAUGCAAUAUUCGCAAAGUGCGAAUGUUAUACCUAAUUCUCUCUCAAUGACGUCGAAUGUUACAAAUGUCCCGGCGCAAACGUCCACCAGUCUGCAGCAGCAACAUCAACAACAUUUCAUUGCGAAUACAGAUCAGUGCCCGACGACCGACAGGUCUACCUUGAUGAAACAGGACACGAUGGAUUCGAUACAAUCUCUGCCACCGGACACACCGAUGAAUUUACAGCAAGAUCAAAUUGUCACCUCUGCUGCAGUCGUAACGAACGUUGUACAGCAGCAACAGCCACAGCCACAGCCACAGUCGCAACCGCAGCCGCAGCCGCAGCCGCAGCCGCAGCCGCAGCCGCAGCCGCAGCCUACAACGUCAAAUGAUGGAGUUACGCCUGAAAAUUCUGAAAGUGUUGCCGCUUCCGAGAGAAGUCGAGUGAAGCGUUCGGGAACGAAACGUAAGAAGCCAGGCAUUAAACUGACAGUUCUGUCUGUUAGUAGUGGCGAGGGGCAAUCAAUGACCGUCGAGUGUCAGUUAGAUACGAGUAAACAAAAGACUGUUACUUUUAAAUUUGAUCGAGAUGAUAUGGUGCCUACGGACAUUGCCAAUAAUUUGGUAGCGGAAAAUCUAUUGCCACAGUCCCAAUGCGAGACAUUUAUAGAAUUAAUCGAAGACAUUGUCAAGCAGUUGCGCUUGGACCCUACACGUUCCCUACCUUUGGUAGCGCACGGUCCUCCCGACCAAUCCGCCGGUGGAAGUCCUGUUACAAGUCGACGUCCUAGGGACCGUGACCACAGUCUCGAUACAGCCAAGCAGGUGAGACAUGGCUCGCUAACACGUCAAAGCAGCCACCGAUCGUCGUACAAAGUCCAUCGUAGGCACCGUUCGAGAGACGAAACUUCAAACACUUCCACUCCGACGAAAUUAUUGCCGAUCGACCAAAUUAUUUCUCAUAUUGCCAGCGCUACUUCGGAAAAGCAACAAACCGUUCAAACACCUGAUCAAGCAGGCGCCGAAAAUACGUCAGCGGAGGCUUCUAGGAGGUCAUCUACGUCUACGCAAAAUACCGAUACUUUAACACCUACAAAUAUACCGAGUGAUCCAACAGACACCCAGGAAACUAUUGUUUCUGCAACGUCUGCAGAAACAGUGGUGGAAGCGCAUCACAAUAUUCAAGACGACACUAGUAAUUCGCCUUUCCAAUCUUACCAAGGUUCUGCAACGCAAACUCAAAUUCAGGAUGCUAUGGUGAGUGCGAAUAAUGUAAGUGACGCACCGAAAGAAUCUCAAGAACAGCAAGAUAUAGUGGAUAUGAAAGAAUCUGGAACGGCUAAGGAGACAAGUGCGUCUGAUGUAGCUACAGAGGUAUCCGCUUUGACGGUACCACAGCCAGUGCGUAAAGUUUCUCGCUUCUUGGUUAGUCCUGUAGUUGAGCAGAAGAAUAUCGCGGCUGAAGAGGAAUCUUCCGUUAACGAAACCGUGGAUCGUACCAAUAUCGCAACAUCGCAAUCAGCAGUUCAAUCUGUCGCGCCUACCGCGAUUGUAGAACCUGUAUUAAAAAAUGAGGAACAUGUGGAAGUGAAUGUGUUGGAUACUCAAAAUAUAACAGUGCACGAACAAGCUAGCAAUAAUGAUCAAGUGGUGCAAGCAGUUCCGUAUACCGUGGAACAAACAGACAACACUCAACAGAUUUUGCAGCAAGGGCAACAAUCGGUCGGAAUGCAGCAAAAUAUUAUUCAAGUGCAAACGCUGCAACAAGUAACGGGACAUGUGCAACAAACUACAACACUCGGACAAUCAAAGCAGCACACUAUAAUUUUACAAGGCGCUAUAACUUCGCAGCAAGCGACUCAGCAAAUACCUCAGACUGGCGUGCAGCACUUUGUGCCGGUAAAUUCGCAGAAAGAGAUGCCGCAGAUACAGCAGCCGCUUCACACGAACGGAAUGGCUCAAGCACAGGCGCAGUAUCCGAACCAGGCGAUAAUGCAACCUGGCGUUGUGAUACAGCAGCAGAUUCCUAUACAGCAGAGUGUAAUAACACAGCCGCAUCAGAAUGUGCAAGCAGAGCAUCAACAUCAAGCUCAGAUGCAAGCCCAACGUCCAGCAGUGCAGCAAUUCGUCCCGCAACAAGUGCAGCCACCACAGCAAUACGUAAUGCUGUCGGGACACAUGCAGUCGAUACAACCGAAUGUAGACGAUCGAAAUCGUAGAGUAUCGAGUAUAUCUACCGCGUCGAACGUGUCUGUGGACUCCCAAUUGUCGGAAUCGUCCAAUAUAUCUGAAGAGAAAAGGCAAGGUGUGACAGUGGCUAAUGUGCCCGUAGCGCACAUGCAGCAUGUACAAGUUGUUGCGCAAGACCAGCAGAGUACAAUGCCGUUGACGCAGAGCGUGGAAACUGCUCAACAAUUUCAGACUACUCAUCAGAAUGUGCAACAUGUUUCGGGAAAUGUGCCCCCGUCCAUGCCAGUACCCCUUCCUGUACAUUCGGCCGUAGCUACGGACGUUUCUAUUCCCAAAGCCACAAUCAAAACGAAAGAGGUAUCCUCGACACUCCCUGAUCUCGCGCAAAACUUGGCGAACAUACUUUCAAAUCCAAAAUCCAAAUCCGCCACACCUCAUCCUUUAACCAGCCACGAGCCAACGUCCAUCUCAAACACUUCUACGUUAAUCGAUUACAAACCUGUGCAAUCUGAACAAUAUUUUCAACCUAUACAACCGGAAGCGAGCCAAUUGCAGAUUCAGCCGCCUAUUCAACAAAGUUAUCAAGGACCGAUUAUUCAUCAGGGAUAUCAAUCGCAGCAAAACUUUCAACAAGCAUUUCCAAAUCAGCAGUUGGUUCACCAGAGUCAAAUACCAAUAUUGCAAUCAAUUCCGCUAACAAUCCCUCAACAAAUUGAUCUGCAAACACAGAUGAUGCAGUCGGCUCUUCAAACUGUAGCGGGACAAUCAAUCGCUCAAGGAAAGUGGAUUGUUACUGCUAAUCAAAUUCCUCUCCAGCAACCGAUGCGACUUAUACAACCGAAUCAGCUGCAACCACUUCAAAAUCAAUUGCAUCUGCAACAGAUCCCGAUGCAAUCACAAAUGCAACAACAGACUGUACAAGAUCAGCAACAUAGCGAAUCUUCCGUUGUAAUAGAACAAUCAAACUUACAUUUAAAACUUCCAGAGCAGAAUCCAGUAAAAUAUUUGGAAACCGAGAAUUUGGACUCUUCAAAUUUAAAUUGUAUACAUCGUACUAGUUCCGAUUGCCAAUUACUUAUGUCCGAGAAUGAGAACUCCAGUCACGAUGUGACGCCUGAACACACUUUCGUUGAAUCUAUCGAUUCUACAUCAAUGUUACAACAACAGUUGUCGCAACAACAAUAUCAACAGCAGCAGCAACACCGCAAACUCAGUCAACAGAAUUCAUUGGAUAAAGUGUCAGAUAUGAGCAGCAUGGGGAGUAUUGGAAAUGGCACAGGGCCGCAAACCAUAGCUGACUUACAUCAGAAACUCGUGCAAUUGACUAGUCAGCCGUCGGAAUCGUUGAACGUCGGUACACCACCUAUAAGCUAUCCCGCUACGCCUCAUAAUCAUCAAAUAGUAGGAGGAUACGACGCGUACAUGCAUUCUUUGCAGCAGAAAUUGUAUAAUAUCGGUAUGCCAGUUUCGUCUGCGAAUGCGGUAUGCCCAUUAUCUCCUCAAACGACAAUACACUCUUCUACUAUUCUCCCUGACACGCAAGUUGAUGCGACUAACGAAGGCUCCGUUAUAACCCAAGAGAACUCUGGUGCAUUUGCAUUUUCUCAAACGAAUGUGGAAUGCUCCCUCGAUAGUCCAACGCCGGGAGCUCCUACAGGGUCUGAAACUAUGAGCCCAAGCAAAGAGAAUGCAAAGAUACGAGCUCAAAGACCGGGAUCUCGUUUGCAGGAAUUGGAGCAGGAAUUGGCAAAGAUCCACCAUAGAGGAUCAAUUUUUGCAGCAGCUCCGACGCAGCCAUUAUCGAUGAUUAAUCCUGUAGCAAUGCAACAAUCCGCGCAAAAUUUACUGACGACCGCUCCAGGCUCAACAGUACCAGUGGCUACUGUCACUCCCAACAUUGUGACACCACGAUCUGGUACCAAUACUCCAAUUCAAACAGAACUCCAGGACGGUAACGAGAAGGCGAAUCCUACACAACCUAUCCGAAAAAUUUCGAGAUUUGUGGUUUCCAAAGUUGCGGGCCCACCUGCUCAUAGUAACACUACUGUUAAUCAACAACAGUCUACUGAUGCGACGAGAGCUCAAUUGCAACAAGCGGAAGAAUUAAAAAUUUUAGAACGGCAAAAUGUUCCUUCUUACCAUACAGAUGAUCUGCAUGGUGUACCUGCACAAGUACCUCAUAGUCGAGAGAAUUCUGUUCCGCCAACUGUACAGGCAACUCAUGGUACUAAUAUUUCGAAUAUGGAAAUUGAAAAAGAAGAAAGAUUUGUAGCUCUUACACCGAGUGAAGAAUACCAACUGCUUAUAAAAAGGCAAACUCUGGAAUUGGAAACAUUGCAAAGAAGACACAGGGAGGAGCUGGAACGUUUCCAACAACAUCAGUUACAAUUGCUUAUUCAGCAGCAGCAACAAGCAAGCGCCCUUCAUCAGCAUCAGCACCAUCCGUUGCUUUAUCACACUGUUGCAACAAAUAUCUCUGGGCCUAGAAUUCCAGGCACGGAAGACUAUUUGAUGUUCAGCACAGCGCCGCAGACUCCAUUGCAGAAAGGUCCGAACAACUAUCCGGACACUGACGAGACUUUACGGCUGGCCAUGCAGAAAUUGAAGCAGACGCCAUUGCAGCUUCAGCCACAGCAGGCAUCAGCUGGAAUACCACAUGCUUAUGUUAUUCCAAUUCCAGUAGUGCCUUCCGAAAAUAUACAAAGUGUAGUUUCUCAGCAGAAUAAUAACUGCUCGAAUGACAUAUUAUGCGAAAGCAUCGAUUCGACACACAGUCCGGCGAUUAGUAAUCCGACACAGUACCAAUUCGCUCCUAUAUUAUCGGAGGGGACGAAUAUUACGUCGGUGACUGGAUCUUUACCUGCGUCGGCGCCCUUACCGAUACCUAGUUCGACGGGCGCCUACAUUCAAUAUCAUGAGAGUCAGCCGUUAUCGAAUUUUCAAACCUUUAGCUGCACCCCCCACGGUGGUUUCUUUCUACCAGCUGGAUACCGGCUGAUAUACGCACCGCCCACCGGGACGACUCAAUCUCAGCCAGCGACACCCGCUGCGUCUCACAUAGCAAAUUCGCGCGACGAUACGCCUCCAACGACGGAGUCGCAUCACUCAACCACCGUCGAGAACUCGACGGUCCCUUCCUUGCAUUCGGAUCAAUAACGUAACACUCGGUUCACACGCUUCUAUAUUUUCCGAUCGAUCUGUGCUCAUUAGUUUAAUGCUCGGUAUCGUCUACUCGGAGUUUCGCAUUUUAUCAUCACAAAUGUAAUCCAAAUGUAUAAUUUGCUAUAAAAUGCGCGCGCCGUUGCUAGACAUUAUUAUAAAGAUGUGAAGGCGGAUUAAAAAAAAAAAAAAAAGACGUGAGUGGAAGUGUCAUGUUUUUCGAUGUACGACGUACUUGGAUGUAUUAAACAAGAUAUCAAAUAUUCUCGCUAUCUGAGCGUGUGCAUGAUAUUAUUCUGAUAUGUGCCUCGCAGCGGAAGUAAAGCGGAAAUAAUGCGGAAGGGCAAAGAAGCGUAUAUACAAGUUUUCCGAAUGUAACGCAGGAACUUGAGAUAGAGGCCUUUACAUGUACUGUGCUUCGAUGCGUUAAAGAGAAAACGAAAGAAAAAAAAUGAAAAAAAAAUCUUCCUUCGCUGAGACCUCUAAGGGAUUCUACUAUUGCUCGAUUCCUUUAGUAGCACAGCUCACAUUAGUACAGGCCUCCGCUAGUCUUACGAUCGAAAUGGCACACAGCCAUUCUGCUCGAUAUAUAUGUAUAACUGUUACUUUGUAUGCUGGAUGUGUCAGAAACAAACUGUUAGAGACUGAGUGAGCGAGAGAGAUCGAAUGACAAGGUUCGAAGAAGAGUUGAAAGAUAGAGAAUGAAAGAGAAACGAGAGAGAUAGAGUGCAACGUAUAUACAAGUAUGAAUAUGUAUGCACGAAUGCGCGCGCUGUGUGUAUGAGUAUGACUGUGCGGAUACGUAUCGGAGGUAAAUAGGCAGAGAAAGAUAUGAUUAAUAUAGUCACUGUUAUGCUUUAAUGUAUUUCUAGCGAUUUUGCCUAUUUCAAUUAAAGAAGAAAAGUCAUGUGUUACUAGUUAGCAAACCCAUA
This is a messenger RNA of Linepithema humile (Argentine ant), 10896 nucleotides long. It is a transcript of the gene Wnk, whose product is annotated as serine/threonine-protein kinase Wnk. NCBI's taxonomy places the organism in Eukaryota, Metazoa, Arthropoda, Insecta, Hymenoptera, Formicidae. Gene Ontology annotation, molecular function: ATP binding; potassium channel inhibitor activity; protein serine/threonine kinase activity. Gene Ontology annotation, cellular component: cytoplasm. Gene Ontology annotation, biological process: intracellular signal transduction; protein phosphorylation; monoatomic ion homeostasis. The record is from RefSeq and is a predicted model, not a curated record.